AUGAAGUUAUUCAUAGCGCUAACUCUACUCACCGUUGCCUGGGCUCUACCGAAGCCGUUGGAUCCCCAAAUCCAAGAUUUGACAAUUAACGAACCUGCUGCUGAUAUAGACAAUGACUUCAAGUCCAUUGUCGCUGAGGAUAAUAAUAAUGCCUUUGAACUAUCAUCUGCUAAUGAAAAUGAUAUAGAAUUAUCGAAUGCCGACAUAGAUAUGGCUAUUCCAGAACAGUCUAAUGACGUGGACAACGCUGAAGAACCAUCUGCAAAUGUUGACAAUGAUCUACCAUCUCUAUCUGAAUUACAAGAGAUAAUUGAUAUCGCACACAGUUUAAUUGAGGAAGAAAACCUCGGAGAUUCAGACGUCAGGGUCAUUAAUGUUCUUCUCGAUGAGGAAUCACCGAAAAUCGAACCCGCGAAUGGUCUGGAGGCUCCGGAACUGAAUAUCGUUGAAUCGAACAACAUUUUUGACGAGGAAGAUAUGGAUGAUGAAAUCCAUGACGCGGUGUUAGUUGGAGAACCGAGUGUUGAAAGUGACGACGUCCGUGUUGCGGAAGCGGUUGCCAAUGAUGAUGCUUUUGAUCGUCUCCAAGUUGUGAACUUUGAUAAAGAUACAGAUUUUCGUGGUAUAAUGGGAAUUGCGCCGUCUGAAUUGGAAUCAUUAAGAGUGGAAUUUGAGGAUGAGGCUGAACCUUUAGCUGAUGAACAAAACGAUCAAGCUAUUCCCAGGGAGGUUUUGUUUUCUGAUCCGAAUUUACGUUAA
Leptosia nina is the source of this 759-nucleotide messenger RNA. NCBI's taxonomy places the organism in Eukaryota, Metazoa, Arthropoda, Insecta, Lepidoptera, Pieridae. The record is from the annotation of a GenBank genome assembly.